AAAGAUGAGCAUAAAGGAAAGUAUUUCUGCAGAGACAGAGACUGUAGGACGGGCAUCAGUACUGAGACUCAGCGCAGCUGGUUUAAUGAUGGGAGAUUUUCUCUGUAUGACGAUGAAAACAGCAGAUUCUUCACAGUGUUUAUCAGGAACCUCAGCAGAGAGGAUGAUGGGGAUUAUAUAUGUGGAAACAAUCAGACAUGGAGACAUGAUGUUACAUUAGUGGUGAACAGAACCUCUUCUUCUUGUGGGACGUCAGUUCUCCAGACUGCAUAUAAAGGACAAACAAUCACUUUCCACUGUGAAUAUGAUCAUACGUUUCAAACACAAACCAAACUCUUGUACAGCGUGAACAGAGAUCCUGUGCUUGUGCUGAACAGCUCACAGUCCUCACAAUCAUCUGAGGAGAAGUUCAUCCUGUCUGACAGUCACAAAGAUCAUUUUAAUGUGACCAUCAGAGACAUUUCUGCAGCAGAUGAUGGAGUUUAUCUGUGUGGAGUGGAGAUAUAUGGAUCUUCAAAAAAGAUGACUUACAUAGCCUUCAUUAAAGAGAUUCAUCUGAAGGUUUCUGGGUUUCCAGUGACAGCUGUGGUUUCUGUGGGUUUGAUUCUGCUCGCUCUGGUUAUAGUGUUACUCUUAUUCAAACUGAAACACAACAAACACGACAUCAUCUCAUCAUCUGACAGAAGAGAGACAGAAGAUCAUGAAACAGCUCAAGAAGAGAUUCAAGACGCCAGACACCAUUCAGACUCGGAUCCUGAAUCAACUCCUCUCUAUUCCACAGUUCAGUUACCCACAAUCCUCUCUGACUCGCAGAAUCCAGUUUACUCCACAGUUCAGUUACCCACAAUCCUCUCUGACUCGCAGAAUCCAGUUUACUCCACAGUUCAGUUACCCACAAUCCCCUCUGACUCGCAGAAUCCAGUUUACUCCACAGUUCAGUUACCCACAAUCCCCUCUGACUCGCAGAAUCCAGUUUACUCCACAGUUCAGUUACCCACAAUCCCCUCUGACUCGCAGAAUCCAGUUUACUCCACAGUUCAGUUACCCACAAUCCCCUCUGACUCGCAGAAUCCAGUUUACUCCACAGUUCAGUUACCCACAAUGCCCUCUGAUGAGCUCCCGCCGUACACUGCUGUCAGUUUCCAGAAGAAUGAAGAGUCUCUCAGUGAAGCUACAGUCAGAUUCAGUGAAGAAGAGAUUCACUCUGAUUACACAUCUGUCAAUCACAGCAUCGCACCAAAUUAAUAUUAGCACUGGAUUUUUUGUUUUUACACACAACUUGAAUCAUGAAACAUGACAGAAUGACAGUAAUUCAGCUUCCCUGAACGAGUCUUAAGCCAGCGACACAUACAGGUCACUGAUGGACAAGAAAAUGAAAUGUUUCUGUGACUGAAGAAAACACAUUGAUUUCUUUGUAACAUUUUGAAAUGAAAUGUAAAAUGAAGACAGAUGAGUGCAUGUGUGCAAGAAAAUAUUUGCAAUUUCAAAGUUUAUCAUGAUAAUUGUACUUGAUGCCAUACAUUUUUAUUUUGCCACACAGUUUAUUUUAUUAGGAUGUGAUGUAUACA
Molecule: messenger RNA, 1568 nt
Organism: Carassius carassius (crucian carp)
Lineage: Eukaryota; Metazoa; Chordata; Actinopteri; Cypriniformes; Cyprinidae
Product: glutamine and serine-rich protein 1-like
Exons: 5
Coding region: 523-1245 (240 amino acids)
Source: RefSeq, a predicted model, not a curated record